UACAGAGUUUAGAAAUAAAAUUCGACGUUAACCUUAAUUAAAAAUACCUUUAAAUUCAAAUAGCUAUAUAGUAGAAAGUUUUAUAACUCCCAACUUAGGCGCCAUUUUGAUGCUUACCAUGGGCUAUUUUCCGUCCACUGCUGGACGAAAGCCUCCCCCAUAGAACGCCAACCAUCCCGAUCUUGGGCAGUCCGCAUCCAUCUGCAGGUACAAGGGGUAUAAUAUGUUGGCUCUUUUAAAAAUAAAUACCGAGUUUUGUAAUUAUAUAUUACUUGCACGUAUACGCCCCAUCCUCUCUAAUGUCUCCCCGGAGGACCACACACCGAUUCAGAAUGCUUUAUGUUUCUGUGAAACAAACAAACGUUGGAUUUGAACACGUCUUGUGUUUGUGUGUAAGUCGCAGUGUACAACGCGCAGACCUUACCUCCGGGUGACAGGAUAACACUCAACAAAUCUUCAAGAGGGAACGCGACAGUCGCUGAUCUGACCAUUAAGAACGUGCUGAUAGAAGACAAAGGAUAUUACGGAUGCAAGGGAAUCAACGAUAAUGGUGAAAUAUACGCGGAGACGUUAGUUUACGUUCAGUAAUUUUUAUUAUUAAUCAUAUAUUUAUUUAUUUCAUAUAAAUCAUAACGUUCGGAGUAGUACUUGUGUAAACAUCAGUUUGUACCUGUGUCGAUUAAAAUUAAUAAAAUAAAAUAGUUCUAAUAGCUUUUAGUGCAAAAUCUGCAAUUGACUAUAGUGCCUAUAAUUAGUUUAACCAUAAUUCAUAUCAAUCGUGUCCAAAAAGUGCAGUUUUUUACCUAAAACUAUACUCCUAAGUUGCUGUUAUUAAGUGCUAGUGGAACAAAGUUAUUUUACACCACCCACUUAGCACUGAUAAUAAUUUGCUGCUAAGCUUAAGUACUCUACUGAUCAACAUUUUCGACCUCCAUAACAUCUGCACAAAUAGCAGCGCGGUAGUAAAAGUGACUGUAAUUCAAAGACAUCGAGGGGUACCAAGAUCAAAUCCUGAAUACACCGAGCUUUUUUUUUUUUUUUUUCUUCUAUUUAUUUAUUUUUAUAAGUAUGGUUGUGUGCUACACAUGUAACAAUAAUUUACUUGUAACUCAGAAGAGAGUUAAAUGUUCAAAUACAUCAUGUAACCGUCAUUUUCAUGCGGACUGUAUUAAGUUCAAUGAGGCACAAUCGAGCCGAGCUAAAUGGGUUUGCCCAAUAUGUCAAGGGCCGAAAUCAAAAACAGGGAAUAAAAGCUCUCCUUCCGAUCAUGGCAAGAGUAUUAAAGAAUCUGAAAUAGAUUCACCAGUUUCCUUAGUAAGUAACAUAGACUCCCAAGAUGCUAUUCUUCAAGAAAUUCGAAAUCUUCGUAGAGAAAUGAAUGAAAAAUUUGAAUACCAACAAUUAAGCCUAAACGAUUUCAAUACGAAAUUAAGUGAGAUUCGCGGUGAAGUGCGAGAUUUAAACUCCAAAUUUUCUAUAAUGCGAAAGGAGUUAGAUCAAGUAACUAAUACAGUGCAGUUUUUAUCUGAUAAUUUUGACGAACAACAACUCAUUAACGAUCGUUACAAAACAGAUAUCUCUCAAUUAAAAACAGAAAGCACAUCUCUACGUGCGCAACUUAGCAAAGUCGCCAGCCUUAUGGAACAGCUUGAGCAACGUGCUCGAGACUGUAAUAUUGAAAUACAGUGUGUUCCGGAGCAUAAGUCUGAAAACCUGCUUACUAUUGUGAAACAACUCACUAAAGUCGUUUCGUGUGUCAUAGAUGAUAGUGAUAUUAAAGAAUUCCAUCGCGUUGCUAAGGUUGAUUCUGACUCGAAGCGCUCUCGCAAUAUCAUAGUCAAAUUAACCAGCCCGCGCGUCCGUGAUACUAUACUUGCAGCGGUAAAAAUUUUCAACAAAAAGAAUGAAAACAACAAACUCAAUUCGACUCAUUUAGGCAUCGCGGGUGAUAAGCAAUCAAUAUACGUCAGUGAACAUUUGUCCCCAACGAACAAGAAACUUCAUGCAGCCACGAGACUCGUCGCAAAAGAGAAGAAAUACGAGUUUGUCUGGAUCCGAAAUAGCCGCAUUUAUAUUCGUAAAAAUAUGCAUUCACCUGCAAUUUUAAUAAGAAAUAACGAUUUUUUAAAUAGUCUAAAGUAAUUUUUUGGUUAUACUAUUGUGCUUAUUUCUUUUUUAUUUAUUUUU
Nymphalis io (European peacock) is the source of this 2187-nucleotide messenger RNA. RefSeq lists its product as uncharacterized. The record is from RefSeq and is a predicted model, not a curated record. Bases 1069 to 2142 code for a protein of 357 amino acids. Lineage: Eukaryota; Metazoa; Arthropoda; Insecta; Lepidoptera; Nymphalidae. The transcript has 4 exons.